ACACAAUCAUGUGUUUUCGUUGCGCGCUGCCAUUCACGUCUUUAUCAGAGGGAUUUUGUGAUGUACGAUGAAGAUUACGAUAAAAAACACCGGACAAAAGGGAAGGGUGCACAUCUUUAUGCCACUGAGGACACACAUACAUGUAACUGUUCAGUCGGAACUCAGUAGACAGCCGGAGUUGCGGACGCCAUUACGAUCAAAUCUGUCCUAGCCUAGAGUAGCAGAGAUCUUUAAGAACCAGCCAACUUGAGUGGUUACAUCUCUAUCAGCCAACAUGAACGUGGUCCUAGGUGUCCUGUGGUUGACUGUGAAACUCCUUGGCAUUUUGGUCUGGUCUUGGAUAAAGUGGCUUCUUCCGUCUCGGAAGAAAUCUCUGGAGGGUGAAGUUGUUCUUGUGACUGGUGCUGGAAGCGGUAUUGGGCGUCUCAUGGCUCUCAAGUUCUCUGAGAAAGGGAGUACUUUAGUGUUGUGGGAUGUAAAUCGCCAAGGCAACCAAGAGACUGCACAAAUGAUCAAGGAUGCAGGAGGGAAAGUCAGUUGCUACAGAGUAGAUGUCUCCAAGAAUGAAGAUGUCAAGCAAGCUGCAAGGCAGGUCAAGCAAGAUAUAGGAGAAAUUUCUAUGCUGGUCAACAAUGCUGGUAUCGUCAUUGGCCGGACACUAUUAGACUUGACUGAAGAACAAUUCACUAAGACGAUGGCAGUGAACGCCAUGGCUCAUGUCUGGACUCUGAAGGCCUUCCUUCCAGACAUGAUGAAGCGUAACCACGGCCACGUAGUGACCCUAGCUAGCGUCGCUGCCUAUCAAGGUCUACCCAAGAUGGCAGACUACUCGGCCAGUAAGAGUGCUGCUCUCAACAUCCAUAAUGCUGCUAUGCGAGAAGUCAAGAUGGAAGGAGUGGAUAAUGUUCAGUUUACGGUCGUCAAUCCUUACCUCAUCAACACAGGGAUGUUUGAGGGGGUCAAAGUAGACAAUGACAUAAUAAUGCAAUCCCUUGAACCUGAAUAUGUCGCUGAACGCAUCUUACAUGCUGUGCAGACCAACCAGGAAGUUUUGUUCUUGCCUCGACUGAUGUAUUUCGUUCUUGGAUUGCAACCAUUUUUACCAGUCAACUGCUUCUUGGAAAUUGAGAAAUUCUUCAACGUUUGGGGAGCUAUGGAUGCCUUUGUCGGCAGGAACAAGGGAAAGUAAAUCGAGAUGCAGGGUCCGGUCGGGUCUGUGUACUCUCACGGCUUCUAUGUGUACCUCUAGGACCCCGAUUCGUCCCCGGGUCACAAGGAUUUGGUGUUCAGUCCAAACCUGACUGCAUGAGUUUUUUUUCCCAUCAAUAUUAAGCCCGGUACAUACUUCCUUCGAAUGCAAAUGCAAUACGAAUUUCGACAUCACAAAUUUCGCAACGGAUAAUUCACUUCAGUUGAAAUGAGCUCAACUCCUGCGAAACAUUCACAGUGAAAACAUUUCUGUGAUGCCAAAAUUCCUAUCGCAUUCGCAUUGGUUGGAAGUAUGAACUGGGGUUUCUAAAACUGAAACUUCCUGUGUUGUCUUCUCAUGAUUGGAUUCUUGGCCAGUACAGUGAUUAAGUUCUCUUUUAUGUGAGUCCUUCGCUUCACAAACAAAAAUAAAUAAAAUAAAAUAAUAUUAUGCAAUCACAAUAAUAAGUGCAAAGAAAAUGAACGGGUUGAUCUUUCUCAGGAACACAAGUAUAGAAAUAAAUCAAAUUACAUCAGGUGAAGAAUGUUUCCAGGGUUAUAAGAGACCAUGAUGUUCUGAUCUUGGAAAUGGUUUACAAUAAGGGAACAAAAGAGUAGGAGACAAGAUUUUAGGUCCUUUAUCGCACAUCCCUACAAGGUUUUAAAUUGAUAACACUGAAACUGCUUUUUUAUUGAAAAAAAUUAUGAAAAAAAACAUUUGAUGCAAAGACCGUUCCAAAUAAUAUAUAAUUAGAAUAUAGUUCAGUAUGAAUUAAAGUUAUUUAUGUUCAAUUUAAGAACGGUGUAAAUACAGGGUAAAGAUCAGGUCCUUGGUCUUGUCAAAACAUUAGAAUUAGCACUCAAGAAAAUCAGUGCGUUUAUAAGUGUAUGAUUGUGGAAGAAUAAAGAAAUUUGAAGAAAACUGCUUUGAAAAAAAAUGUCUGGUUUUGUUUAUUUUCCCCCGUUGUUUUGUUCAAUCUUGUAACUUGAAAAGAGUUCUCAUGACAACACAAUAUCUUUGAUCUUAAAGACACUGGAAAAUUCCUAAUUACUCAAAAUAAUUGUUAGCAUAAAAA
Molecule: messenger RNA, 2264 nt
Organism: Asterias rubens (European starfish)
Lineage: Eukaryota; Metazoa; Echinodermata; Asteroidea; Forcipulatida; Asteriidae
Product: epidermal retinol dehydrogenase 2-like
Exons: 7
Coding region: 275-1189 (304 amino acids)
Cellular component (GO): lipid droplet
Molecular function (GO): oxidoreductase activity, acting on the CH-OH group of donors, NAD or NADP as acceptor
Source: RefSeq, a predicted model, not a curated record